UUGAAGUGGACCAGUACAUUUGAUCAACGGAUGAAAAAAAUCAACGUAAAUGACCCGAAAAACGAAAUAUUGCAGAAAUAUCUGAGAAGUUUCUCUUGUUUAAAAACGUCUCUAGGAGUAACAUUGCUCGAGUCAGAUUUUGAAAAGAAAUUGGAUGAGUUCAAUACAACUCAAAGUCUUCCUGCAACAAUUAAUGGCCUACAUCAGUCUACGAUUUCUUUUUCGAAUACUUGGUCCAGGAAUUCAGGAAAAUUGAUUUCACUUUUUAAAAAAUCAAAAACAAGAGAAGUGAGGCACUUUUUUCAAUUGCAUAAGGACACCAUAGAAAAAGGGACUCACAAUGAUGUAGUAGCAUUAUUUUUGUUGCCAAUUUGUUUUAAAGUAACAAAGACUUUCAAAGAAGGAAAUGCCACGAUUUCUUAUUCCAAAGAAGAGAUUUCCAGGAGUUUUAUAUUAAACGUGCAAGAUCCUGAAAAUGUAGACACAGAAGUAAAGGAAUACGAGAAUUGGUUACAGCAGAGGAAUCUACCUAUUCUUCCGUACGUCGUCUUGUGUGGAGAAAUUGGGAGGAUUUACCAAUCGUAUGUCAUUUUUAAUGGCGAAAAAUAUCCUCAUGUAGAUCCCGUAAAAGCUGUCGAAUCAUGCUACAAAUGUUUGAAAGCAUUAGAUAGAUGGCCCACUAUUUGUGAUUUUGUUUGGGGACUUUUAGGAAAGUUAGUCUAUGGAUUUGAUCUGUUUAAAAGUUGUGCGCCUGUUACUAAGUUUUUAGUGGAACUGAAAAGAUGUAAGUAAUUUUUUUAAAAGUUACAAGUGUGUUAUAAGAUCGAUUGAAAAGUUUUGUGCCUUUUACAAAGUCACUAAUGGA
This is a messenger RNA of Leptopilina boulardi, 865 nucleotides long. RefSeq lists its product as uncharacterized. Lineage: Eukaryota; Metazoa; Arthropoda; Insecta; Hymenoptera; Figitidae. Bases 31 to 792 code for a protein of 253 amino acids. The record is from RefSeq and is a predicted model, not a curated record. The transcript has 4 exons.